Messenger RNA from Fundulus heteroclitus (mummichog), 2483 nucleotides. RefSeq names its product rhomboid, veinlet-like 1 (Drosophila) (gene rhbdl1). Gene Ontology annotation, cellular component: membrane. NCBI's taxonomy places the organism in Eukaryota, Metazoa, Chordata, Actinopteri, Cyprinodontiformes, Fundulidae. The coding region runs from base 449 to 1567 and encodes 372 amino acids. The transcript is spliced from 8 exons. The record is from RefSeq and is a predicted model, not a curated record. Gene Ontology annotation, molecular function: serine-type endopeptidase activity.
GCGCGGCGUGCGCAUGAGGGAGAGGGGAGCGAGAGACGUAGUAGUCAGUGCGAUGGGCUAGAGGAGAGCGAGGAGGCGGAGGCGCAGAGUGAAUGAGAGCCGCUGGGUCUGCCUUGCCUUGCCUCCCUGCCUGUCGUCUGCCUGAAGCUGGGUUCCUCACCACGGCGCCAUGCCGCACUGACACGGAGCGGACCCACGGCCCGGUUCCACCAGCGACGCACGCUCAGCACCACCCACUGCUCCACCAGCCCAGGAAACCAGAGAGCGAGCGCGCAGGGCUCCCUCCAUCCGCGGCCUGUCGCCACAACCCAGGCACCAGCCGCCACCAAAGCACGUCUCCUUCCACUCGGUCCUUCCCUCACCAACGCCACCACCUCCUCUCGCCUCUCCUCUCCCUCCUCCCUAUGCCCUUGUCCUCGGCGGCUCCUCUCUCCUCCCUGGCCAGUAUAUGGAUAGAAGCUCCCUGUUUCAGCUCAUACAAGAGCAGCUGGACCCAGACAACACCGGAUUCAUCCCAGUGGAGAACUUCACCAGCUUGGUGGAGCACCAUGAGCUGCAGCUGGACCCGUCCAAACUGGACAUGCUGUUAGCGCUGGUCCACAGCAAUGAGGAGGGACAGGUGUGCUACCAGGAGCUCAUCGAGCUGAUGAGCAGCAAACGCUCCAGCAGUUUCCGACGCGCCAUCGCCAACGGGCGUCGCACCCUGCAGAGGGAAAUCCUGCUGGACGAGACGGGCCUUGGGCUGUACAAGCGUUUCGUUCGUUAUGUGGCCUACGAGAUCCUGCCUUGUGAGACGGACCGGCGCUGGUACUUCCACCAAAACCGCCUUUGUCCUCCCCCCGUCUUCAUCGCCGUCGUCACCAUCGUCCAGAUAAUGGUGUUCAUGUGCUACGGCAUCAUGCUCAACAAGUGGGUUCUGCAGACCUAUCAGCCGGACUUCAUGAAGAGCCCGCUGGUCUACCAUCCCGGUCACCGUGCACAAGUCUGGCGCUUCUUCAGCUACAUGUUUAUGCACGUUGGAUUAGAGCAGCUGGGAUUUAAUGCUUUGCUGCAGCUGAUGAUCGGCGUUCCUCUAGAAAUGGUCCAUGGCAUCUUACGGAUAAGUUUACUCUACAUGGCAGGAGUCCUGGCCGGCUCGCUGACGGUGUCCAUCACAGACAUGCGUGCUCCCGUGGUGGGGGGCUCCGGGGGGGUCUACGCCCUGUGCUCAGCGCAUCUGGCCAACGUUGUCAUGAACUGGGCCGGGAUGCGCUGUCCAUACAAGCUGCUCCGCAUGAUCCUUGCACUGGUUUGCAUGAGUUCAGAGGUGGGCCGCGCAGUCUGGCUCCGCUUCUCGCCGCCGCUGCCCUCCUCGGGGCCCCAGCCCAGCUUCAUGGCUCACCUGUCGGGGGCCGUGGUCGGCAUCAGCAUGGGGCUGCUCAUCCUGCGCAGCUACGAGGAGAGCCUGCAGAAGCAGUGCUCCUGGUGGGUCAUCGUCUUCUCCUUCAUCACCUUCCUCCUCUUCGCCAUCUUCUGGAACAUCUUCGCCUAUGAGCUCCUGGGGGUGCAGAUACCGCCUCCCCCCUGAUGAUGGGCCCCCGCCCCCCCACACCCUCCCCACUGCUUUCCCUUUUUCUCUCGAUCUCCUCCAAAGUUUCGCCCAAAAUGAGAUGAUUCAAACUACAAAUCCGACCAGAAUAGUUUUUUUUACAGACACUUUGCAGAUCAAAGAGAUGUUUCUCUUUUAUUAAAGAGGGAUUACAGUAGCAACAAGUACAGGUGAAAGUUCCUCGGAACCAUUUUGAGGAGCAUUCUUGUCCUUUUUUUAUAUAAAUAUAACCAGAACCACGUCAACCCAUCUUUUGUUUUUCUUACGCCAUUCAUGCAAAGAAGAUGCUGACAUCAUCAUAUGUGCCUCUGGUGGGGGGAAAAAAAAGAAAUAAUUGUUAUUCUGCUUAAUAGGCAGUGCUCCUUAAAAUGACAGGAGUCAGACUUUGCUUUAGGACCGACCGCUGGAGCCAGAAACCACAAACCAGAUCUGCAGAUUUUUAUCCCUGAGGGCCACAUUGAAGCCAAAGCCAGCGGUGGUGUCACACGUUAGGGAGGCCUGCUGUCGCCAAACUAAAAACAAGCAUCCAAACAGGGGAGUGAAAAGUUUUACCUUUGAUCUCUUAGUUUAUUUAAAACCUAAACGUUAGCGACGCGACAGCAGAAUGGAACCAGGCCAGUUUUCCCUGGGUUGGUUCUGAUUGGUCAGAUCCUUAACGAUCGGUUGUUUCUUCAUCAGAAAGCUCUCAUAAUUCCUUCAUUCUCUUCUACCUCUAUGAAAAGGAACUCCGGCACAUUUUUUUUCUCUCUCUUUAAUGGGUUAUAUUUCCAGAAAAAAAUUCAAAUUGGUCAGAUUUUCUGCAGAUUUUCUAAUCAGCAGGUCCACACUGCAAAAACGGAUCUAAAAAUAAGUAAAAUGUUCUUCAAAUGUGUGUUUUUAUCCUUGAUUUGAGCAG